UUGGCAACGAUGCCUCGGCCUCGUUACAUCCAAGAAUCCUUCUUAUUUUCCCAUCCUUCUAUUGCAUCAUUCUGCGCUUGCUGUCGAUUUCAUUAAUCUAGACAUAUCUUCCGGAUUGAAUUUACCCCGUGGAGUAUUUUUUGUCAUAGCGGCAUAGCUUGCAUCGCAAACCCGCGUCCCGUCCACAAAUGGGCGUUCUAGCUUGUUCAGCUUGAAAAAAGGAAGAUGCCCAAGCGUUCGACUGGCUGCUUUGAAUGCAGGAAAAGAAAGGUUCGAUGUGACGAGGGAAAACCAGAAUGUAAAACUUGCCUUAAGCGUGGAACCAAAUGUCCGGGCUACAGACCGACACAGUCAUUCGUGCUCCAUGCCUUUGACGAAAAGAGCGCUCGGCCAGAGCUCAUCAAGGAGGACGAGAACCGAUAUAAAUAUUCCAACCACGCACCAGCAGCACAGAAAUUAGACCAAAGCGGCAAUCGACCAAUUCUACCGACUCCUCCAUCAUCUGCACAUUCACCUUCGAGAUACUCUUCGUCCGACUCUGGAGAUCGGACGCGCCGUUCGCAGGCGAAUUUAGCAAAUGCUCCGCUGCCCCAGCAAGUCAGCCCCGUUGCAAUUGAGCGUGUGCAGCACAUUGGAACUUUCCUGGAGCUUUAUAUGCCACAGCCGAAGAAUGAAGUUUUUACGCCUCCAACAUCGUUGAUGUUUGCGCUUCCUAACAUUCCCGCGGCGAAGAAGGUCUUCUCGUGUGCGCUUGACGCUUUGUCUGCUGCUCAGCUUACAGUAUCGUACAAGAAUUACCCCUUAAUUAAUAGAGCAAGAUCUCUAUAUGGAACGGCACUAGGUCAGAUGAUGAAGACGAUUAUGCAGCCGGGGAGCCCGCAUGAUGACUAUACACUGCUCGCCACCUAUUUACUUACUCUUUAUGAGGUAUUUGUAGGCGUUUCUCAAGGCCAUGGCUUCUUCUAUCAUGUCCAAGGUCUCCUUCACAUUCUCAACCAACGCGGACCUGCUUCGAUACGGUCGAAGCUGGCCAUGGACACCUAUCACGGAAUCCGUUACAAUUCGCUGUCCCUUGGAUACCACUUACGCAAAGCCUCCAUGCUCGACACUCCCGAAUGGCUUGCCGUGACCGCCAAAGCCGCCAAAGUAGACCCCUACGUCGCCUUAAUCGACAUCUGCAUCUCGAUCCCGCGCCUCCUCGAGCGCACGGACAAGCUCACUCGAGCCAAAGCAACAGCUGCCGAGUUCGAAGAAGUGAUCAACGACUCCCAGACGCUCGCGGACCGGGGCUUCGCGUGGUUCGCUAGCUUCCAAGAGAACCACGGCCCUCUGUACACCAACGUGCCCAUUGACACCGUCGACGGCUUCUUCGACCCGGCAGACAAGACGUACGACCCAGUGUACGCUUACAAGUCGUUCGCGGCUUCCAAUAUGUGCUCGAUCUACUGGAUGAGCAUGCUGAUCAUGCGCUCCAACAUGUUCCUCCUCGUCCGCACGCACCGCAAACUAGAACCCAAGCAACUGUUCAUGUGGGACCGCGAGCUCUCUGGCUUUGCGGACAGCAUAUGUCGCGGCGUGCCGUUCAGUUGCCGACCAGCGGCUGGCUAUGUCGGUCGCUUUGGGCAAUUGACGCCGCUGAUUGUUGCGAGGAAGUACUACACGGCGAAGGGGGCGGCGAAGGAGGCUGCCUGGUGUGAAAAGGUGUAUUAUGGCGCGAAGGUUCCGGGGUUGUAUUCGCCGCCGCAGUAUGCGGUGCCGCUUGAACAGCACAAGGGGUAUACGGAGUUUGUACAGAAUACGAAGAGGUAUAUAUGAUGUUGAUAUUUACGAUUUGAUGGCUAGUUUGUAGGUUUCAUGAGCGUACAUAAAAGCUCCACACUUUACCUUAGCGAAUGUUCGUUCAGAGUUCAUCUUUGGGGAGAUAUAU
This is a messenger RNA of Aaosphaeria arxii CBS 175.79, 1927 nucleotides long. RefSeq lists its product as uncharacterized. NCBI's taxonomy places the organism in Eukaryota, Fungi, Ascomycota, Dothideomycetes, Pleosporales. The record is from RefSeq and is a predicted model, not a curated record. Gene Ontology annotation, biological process: regulation of DNA-templated transcription. The transcript is spliced from 3 exons. Gene Ontology annotation, molecular function: DNA-binding transcription factor activity, RNA polymerase II-specific; zinc ion binding. The coding region runs from base 226 to 1815 and encodes 529 amino acids.